This is a messenger RNA of Striga hermonthica, 843 nucleotides long. Lineage: Eukaryota; Viridiplantae; Streptophyta; Magnoliopsida; Lamiales; Orobanchaceae. The record is from the annotation of a GenBank genome assembly.
AUGGCUGGAAAAUUCAAGAAAUGCAUGGCGCUAUGCUGCACCCGGGCGCUUGUGACAGAGGAAAUAGGAAAGGACACAUGUGAGGAAGCCAUUGCAGGCCUGAAUAAGCUUCUUAGUGAGAAAACCGAGCUAAAGCCGGUGGCUGCCGCCAAGCUGAGGCAGCUGACGGCUGAGCUGACGGCCCCCCGUGGAAUUCCUGUGAGUACCGACCCGGUUGAGAGGAUCCGAACCGGGUUCGCCCACUUCAAGAAAGAGAAAUACGAGAAGGAUACUGCUCUGUAUGCUAAGCUUGCCAAGGGCCAAUCCCCAGAGUUCUUGGUGUUUGCAUGCUCUGAUUCAAGAGUAUGCCCUUCACAUGUACUUAAUUUCCAACCAGGGGAGGCUUUUAUUGUAAGAAAUAUUGCCAAUAUGGUCCCUCCUUUUGACAAGACAAAACAUUCGGGGACAGGAGCUGCAAUUGAAUAUGCGGUGCUACAUCUAAAGGUGAAGAACAUAUUGGUCAUUGGCCACAGCUGUUGUGGAGGUAUAAAGGGGCUCAUGUCCAUUACUGAUAAUGUCACUAAUAAGAGUGAUUUUAUAGAAGCUUGGGUCAAAAUAUGCAAAGCUGCAAGGGCCAAGGUGCAAAAUGAAUGCAGCAAAGUAGAUUUCGACGAGCAAUGCCGGCAGCUCGAGAAGGAAGCUGUGAAUGUAUCGCUAGGGAACCUAUUGAGCUAUCCAUUUGUGAGGGAAGCUGUGGUCAAUAAUACCCUUUCACUCAAAGGAGCACACUAUGAUUUUGUCAAGGGCACUUUGGACAUUUGGGGCUUAGAAUCUCACACAUCUCCUUAUUUGAGUUUACAAUAA